CGGCAACCACUCUACCAGUUAAUAAUUAGGAUUGAGUUUAUAGGCCGGACAACAAAUAAACACAGUUCCUUCCUUUAACGUAAAGAUUUCAGGAAAUGAGACCCCUUGUAAAGAAAACCACAGGUGUUUCGUUGCUUAUAAAAUGCACGUUUCACUUCCCAGCUCUUCACAGCACCUCAUAGUACGGCCCCUGUGUGUGUGUUUCUGCCGUGAGGGGCGCACAGCGGAGUCUCAGAAAGAAGACGACUACGAGACUUAUCUCUGUCACACAGCUUCUGGAGGAGCCAUCUGACUGCUGGUUUAUCUGCUCCGACACACACCCUCUCACCAGGAAAGUGUCACUCCGCCCCCUCGUCCUCCUCCUCAUUCCUGCUGACUCUCUGCUCAGUCUCCUCUGUCGCCUCCUCGUCUCACCCCUCUCUGGAUGCCAGUAGCUUCUAGUCAUGGAGGAGACGACAGUCACACAUCAACCAGAGCUGUCACUUGAAAACGCAUCAGCACUUCAAGAAGAGGAAGUGAUCAGCUUCACCGCAGGAAGUGAAGAUAACUCGAGGUCAAGCAGAGUCCCUGCUGUGACGGACCCGGUGCUCACGCAGCCCGGGAUGGGCGUCACCACGACAACCAUCACCACCAUCACACAGACGGGAGGAGGCUGGAGCACUGGCCUGUUCGACGUCUGUGGAGACAAGACGACAUGUGUUCUCGGGGCCCUGGUGCCGUGCUGUUUGGACCUGAGCUUGGCCCAGCAGUAUGGGGAGUGUCUGUGCUUGCCUCUCCUACCGGGAUCCACAUUUGCCAUGCGCGUUGGGAUCAGGGAGCGUUACAAGAUACGCGGGAGUGUGUGUGAGGACUGGACUACAGUGUAUUGCUGUUACCCCCUAGCCGUGUGUCAGAUGAUAAGGGAGACGAAGCGGAGGAUGAAGACUCAAACGUAUCAUGUGUCGACUGCACUAGAGUGCUCCUGAAGAAACCUGAGACAGUAAAUGAGGCCGGUCUCCUUACCGUGAAGCAAAGAUUACUGGUAUAGAUAGCACAGAGAAUCAAUACUAGAAGGCUGGAACUUGCUUUUCAAAUGCUCCUGAGCUUUCCUGAAACAAUAAAUCAAGUCUAUCCUACAACAUUCAAGAAAGACAGAAAGGACAAACUCUGAUUAAUUGCAUGAAAAAUUAGAAGAAUCCCGACUGUAAGGUUAAAGCGACCUUUAAACUGCUGCUGCUGCACUUCAGUUCGAGAAAAUUAUUGUGAUCUAUGUUGGAAAUUGGAUUUAAAUAGAUUUAAAACAGGCAGUAAAAACAUCCUCAGGGUUGGGCUGCAGCUAAACAGCAGAAACCUCCCAAACACCAGCCAACUUUGUUUUAUUGCAAAUGUAUUAACAAGCAUGCAGUUAAUUCUAUAACUGUCACUUACUGUAAGUUUUAAUCUGAACGCAGCCAUCCUCAGAGUCAUUAAACCCUGCUUAGAUGUGCGUUUAUUCAGAUUCCUUCAUGUGAGAGAUCACCCGAUAUUUACCACCCCAUCGAAUUCAAACCUCGGUUGAGUCUGGAUAUGGAAAAUGGGAAAAUGGGGAGCUGUUUUAAAUAGGAAGUGGUCCUUAUUAAGUAAGUGUGAAAUCUUGAAUAUGAUUUGUGUGGACUGAGCCCUUUAAUUUCGUCUCGCAUGCCAAAGGUCACCAGACGCAUUAAUGUGCCGAGACAGUCUGUGAGGAAACAGAAUGCUGUCCAGACCUUGAGGCACAAACUGUGCAAUUAGUGCAGUAAAAUAUAUCCGUCAUUAGAGCCCAUAUCUAUGAAUCAGACUGAGAAAUAUGAUUUUUAAUGUAACACAAUUAAAACUAAACCCAAGUAGACAGGUACAGGAGUGUGGGGGGCCAUUUGUAAAGUUGCUCAUAUUAAAACGAAUGCGCAUUUUUUCCUACAUUUAACUCCAAAACACUAAAAAUUAUCACUUUUACUCAAUGUUAAAUCUACACGUAAAAUCUGAAUCUUAAAUCUACAUUUAACAUUUAUAAACAUUUAGAUUUAACAUUUAUAUUUUGCAUUUAGCGUUCAGAUGUAACAUGUAACAUUUAGAUUUAAGAUUCAGAUUUAACCUUUAGAUUUAACAUUUAUAUUUAACAUUUAGUAAAUGUGAUUUAAAAAAGUGACUUUGAAAAAUUCACACCACAUUUUUUUAGUGUUUUUUAGUGUGUAGCUACAUACACCGCCCCUUCCUUAUUUACUUCCUUAAAUAAGCACAAUGGUUUUAUUUUAUUUUAAGACUAUGGGGUUUAAAGGCGUGUCCAUCCGGACCUGCUUGAUUACUCGGCACAUGCUGUAGCUCCAGUUAAAGUCACGUAGAGUUUUGGGAUAAUAAAGCAUAUUUUUUUUUAUUUUGUUGUUCCCUCAUCUGUGCAUUCCUCGAUCCAACCCCAGGCAUCCAGUCACAUUAUUAUUAUUAUUAUUAUUAUUAUUAAUCCAGACCUGAUCGCUGUGCUUCCCUGAACCUGAAAUACCAAGCAGAAAGAGCGGAUAUGAAAAUGUUAUUUAUACACAACGCAGAUGGGCCCUCAAAGGGCAAACAUAUAAUUUGUUAACCUUACAGAUGUGCUCUCCCUCCAGCCGGCAGCCUGGUGAAAUAGGGGGCAAGGCAGACGGGAUAGAUGGCAGAGAAUGGAACCUCAUAUGUGAUUAAAUGCUUUAGUUCUAAAUUGACAGCUAAUGUAAUGAGAAGCAGGGAAAAUGAAAGUGUUACGUAUUUGUGAAUAAGGAUUUCAGAUGAUACUCCUACGUUAAUUAUGCGCAGCAGGGUGCGUGUCACUUCUCAGCUCCGCCAGCAGUAGGACGCAUAUGAAUCACUGCUUUGCAUGUGUGUGAAGUUUGCCUACGAGUUUGUAUCCCACUGUGCACGCUGUGUAUUCACAUCCUAUACCUCAACGUCUGUGUGCACGAGCACUUCAGAGAAACCGACCAACACAACCAACGUGGAGCAUUUAGAAAAAAAAAAACAUCAUUAACAUACGGCAGCAAACUCUAGUGAUGCUAAUCAGAUCGGUGUGUGGAGUGUAUUCUGCGGUGUUGGUUUAUUUAGUCUCCCCAGUCACUUAAAUAAAACAUACACAACAAUAAGGCAUAACAUUAUGACCACCAUCAUUGUAGAACAGCAGAACACUGAAUUGUCACAAGAUGGUUUUAAAGUUAUUCAUUUCUCAGUCAGUGGUCAUAAUGUUGUGGUUGAUCGGGGUACUAAGCUGCUGCAAGAUGAAUCCAGCUUGUCACAUUUGUGCUAAAGUCAACAAGAACUUACUAAUGUCCUCAUUAGGCUGCUUUGUUUCCCCGAGUUGACCCUGGGUGGAUAACUCAAGCACAGACAUAAUAUCUUUCCAUCUCUGCGAAGUAAUUGCACUGCUUCAUUAUUAGCUCUCAGCUGGAUUUGUAAAUUGUGAAGCUGACUGGGGGAACGUUGGGUCACCGGCUCAAGAUGCCGGAUAACAGACAACACAUUUCUCCACAUUUUGUGAGUUCAAAUGCAACUGAUUUAUUUGCGAGCAGCUCCACCAAAACAUUCAAAUUACAGUUUACGUAAGAGCAGAAGAUUAGCUUGGAUAUGAAAAGUUAAUUUUGAAGUUAAUUAGUGGUUGAAAGUCAUUUAAUUUGGGGAAAACAGGGUUGUGUGGAGGCUCUAACUUAGUGAAACAUCAGUGAAGGGAGGUGCCCACUUGAAAACACCAAUGAUGUGUGGCUCACUGAGUCCUGGUGGCUAAGCUAGUUAGCUGGUGUCUUCUUGUUGGUUGCUAGUUGGUGGCUUCUAAAUGUGUUUUGUCUGGGAUCAUAACACAAGGGAGUGUAACAUCUUAUCCUGUGUAAUAAUGAAUAACACCUUCAUUAGAGGAAAAUUGUGGAAAUGACUGCUCUAUGUUACCGCGUGUACUUUUUACACUUGAUUAAAAAGCUGUUUCAUGAA
Molecule: messenger RNA, 3939 nt
Organism: Mugil cephalus (flathead mullet)
Lineage: Eukaryota; Metazoa; Chordata; Actinopteri; Mugiliformes; Mugilidae
Gene: plac8l1
Product: PLAC8 like 1
Exons: 6
Coding region: 444-965 (173 amino acids)
Source: RefSeq, a predicted model, not a curated record